CUCAAAAAACCUACAAGACACGGCAGCAUUCUGAGCAGAGAGUCUCCAGCUGACAAGAAACAGAAGGUUGAACGCUGCAGUAGUACGCACGACUUUGAUCCAACAGAUAGCUCCUCCAAGAAGACAAAGUCUAGUUCAGAGGAGAGUAGAUCCGAGACAUAUGGUCUUGUUCAACGGUGUGUUGUUAUCCAACGGGAUGAAAACGGAUUUGGGCUGACAGUCAGCGGAGACAAUCCAGUCUUCGUGCAGUCCGUCAAAGAAGAUGGAGCAGCCAUGCGGGCUGGAGUGCAAACUGGUGAUAGAAUUAUCAAGGUGAAUGGCACUCUUGUAACACACUCAAACCAUUUGGAGGUGGUAAAGCUGAUCAAGUCGGGUUCCUAUGUAGCUCUCACUGUUCAAGGGCGCCCACCGGGGUCGCCCCAGAUUCCAUUAGCUGAUUCUGAAGUGGAUCUGGCAGCAUUUGGGCAUAUGUCUCCCAUCAUGACAUCUCCCCAUUCGCCUGGCACAUCAGGAAAUGCAGAAAGGAUUACUAGCCCCGUGCUUGUGGGGGAGGAGAAUAAUAUUGUCCACAACCAGAAGGUGGAGAUUCUGAGAAAGAUGCUACAGAAAGAGCAGGAGCGGCUGCAGUCUCUGCAAGAAGAGUACAGCCGAUCACCCACCACACGACUGCUCAAAGAGAUACAGGAAACGAAGAAGCACAUUCCUCAGCUGCAAGAGCAGUUGUCCAAAGCCACAGGCUGUACUCAGGAUGGAGUCUUGUCCUCCAGGUCUGUGACGGAAUCGCUGCAGCUCAGUGAAGUGGAGGCAGAGAGCGGGGAUUGUGUGACCAAACUGGAUUACAGUGGUGACAGCCCCUCCCGACCAAACAGUGACAUUGCUGAUAGUCCUCGCAGUGGCUUGAAGGAGCGGAUUUUUCCAGAUGAGAGCCCAGAAAAGACUGAGGUUCAAGAUACUGAUUCCCAGUCCAGUGUUGGCAGUCCUUUAUCCCGAGUGGGGCCUCAGAUCAUCGGAGCAGAGGAUGACGACUUUGACACUGAACAGGAGCAGAUUAACGGACAAUGCAGCUGUUUCCAAAGCAUAGAGCACCUGAAAUCUCGUCCAGCUCACCUGGCUGUUCUUCUGCAUCAUGUGGUGUCCCAGUUUGACCCUGCAGCAUUGUUGUGCUACCUUUACACAGACUUGUACAAGCAGACCAACUCCAAAGAGACUCGGCGUGUCUUCCUUGAGUUUUACCAGUUCUUCUUGGACCGAGCUGCAAAUCUGAAAGUUCCGGUUCCAGAUGAAAUCUCCUUAGAACUAGACAGAAGGCGGCCAGAACUCAUUCCUGAAGAGCUUCAUCGGCAGUUUAUACAAACUAUGCAAGAUAAAGUCUGUCCAGAAGUUCAAAGGAAUCUGGAAGAUUUCAGGCAGAAACGUAGUAUGGGAUUGACCCUGGCAGAAGGAGAGCUGACCAAGCUGGAUGCAGAAAGAGUUCGUGACCGGAAUGCAAUGGAGAGAGAAAGAGCAUGUGCAGAACAGAUUAUUGCUAAAAUUGAGGAAGUCUUGAUGACAUCUCAGCCUUUGGAAGAAGACAAGAGUUCCACAAUGCAGUAUGUGAUUCUUACUUACAUGAAACACCUGGGAGUCAAAGUUAAAGAACCUCGGAACCUGGAGCAAAAACGUGGCCGUAUUGGUUUCUUGCCAAAGAUCAAGCAAAGUAUCAAGAAAGAGAAAGAAGGAGAGGAAAAAGGAAAGAGAAGAGGCUUUCCUAAUAUUCUGGGCCCACCAAGGAGACCAAGUCGACAUGAUAGCAGUGCAAUUGGCAGAGCCAUGGAAAUGCAGAAGCCCCGCCAAUCGAAGCACUUGCCUCCAGCAUCUUCUGUUAGCCCAGAGCCACUAGAUUCUAGCAAGAUGCGCCAGAGUGGGUCCUCCAGUGAUGGAACAGAUGUGCCGUACCCACCUGCCAACCCAAUGUCUCCUUUGGCGAUGGGUCCCUUCUCCUCUCCAGAGGGAAGCAAGGACAGUGACACAGGUUUGAAGCAGGCUGGAGAAGCUCCACCUGCUAAUGACUGUAUGGAUGGCACACCCCGCACACCUAAUAAUACCUUUGAAUUUCCAUCUCCUUUGGAAAACUUGCAGGAGGAGGAGGGAGAAUCGGAGAGAAUGGUUGACAUGGGAACACCAAAGCCUUUUCGCAAGAUGGACAGUGUUGGUUUCACAGAUGUACAAAGUGAAGAUGAGUUAUAUGAUUUUGACAUGGACAUGGACCCUCCCAACUGGCAGCAGCUUGUGAGCCGAGAAGUGUUGAUGGGGCUGAAACCCUAUGAAAUCAAGCGCCAAGAAGUGAUUAAUGAAUUGUUUUACACCGAGAGAGCUCAUGUCCGCACGCUGAAGGUUCUGCAUAAUGUCUUCUACCAGCGUGUCACCCGGGAAGGGAUCCUGAACUCCAGUGACAAACGGAAAAUCUUUUCGAAUCUGGAGGAUAUCCUUGGGCUUCAUGUUGCUUUGAACGAUCAGAUGAAAGCUGUCCGAAAAAGGAAUGAGACUUCUGUUAUUGGCCAAAUUGGGGAAGACUUGCUUUCCUGGUUUAGUGGACCAGCAGAGGAGAAGCUGAAACAUGCAACUGCCACAUUCUGCAGUAACCAGCCCUUUGCUCUGGAGGUCAUCAAGUCACGCCAGAAGAAGGACUCUCGCUUCCAGACUUUUGUGCAGGAUGCUGAGAGUAAUCCACUGUGUCGCCGGUUGCAGCUGAAGGAUAUCAUUCCCACAGAGAUGCAGAGGUUGACUAAGUACCCCCUUCUGCUGGACAACAUUGCUAAGUACACAGAACUGCCUGAAGAGAAAGAGAAAGUGAAGAAAGCAGCAGAUCAUUGUCGUCAGAUCCUUAACCAUGUGAACCAGGCUGUCAAAGAGUCUGAGAACAAACAGCAUUUGGAAGAUUAUCAGCGCCGUCUCGACCUAUCCUACUUGAAACAGUCUGAGGAUCCCAUGAUGGAUGAGUUCAGGAACUUGGAUCUAACAAAGAGAAAAAUGCUUCAUGAGGGACCUCUAAUUUGGAAGGUUAAUCGUGACAAAACUAUCGAUCUCUACACUCUGCUUCUGGAGGACAUUCUGGUGCUGUUGCAGAAACAAGAUGAUAAACUGGUACUGAAGUGUCACAGUAAAAUCCUGGCAUCAACAGCGGAUAGUAAACACACGUUCAGUCCUGUCAUCAAAUUGAACACCGUUCUGGUUCGUCAGGUGGCAACAGAUAACAAAGCGUUCUUCGUCAUCUCCAUGUCAGAAAAUGGCGCUCAUAUUUAUGAACUGGUGGCACAGACUGUUUCAGAAAAGAAUGUAUGGCAGGACCUUAUAGCUCAGAUGGCAGGGAAUGUCAAAAUGGGGAGGACUAGAACAGUGAUUCCAUUACCACAGUCAGGACCUGGCGAAGAAGAGCGUGAAGAAGAGGAGCAGCAGAAGCUCAAAGAGCAGCAUGACAUUCCUGCCAGUAGCCUACAAAGUCCAGAUAAAGAUUUGGGUCUCGAAUCUCCCUUGAUAUUGAAUGCUCAGUCUUCUUCACCCAUCAUGUCUGAAAAGUCCAAGGUAGAAAGUCUCCUUGUGUCAGAAAGACAGUUUGAUAAAGUGCAGCAGGCAGACCUGACACCUGGUUCUUCUGCAUGCUAUGAACACACAACCACCAGUUUACCGUCGGUAUCAGAAGGGCAAUGGGCAUUGGAUGCAUUAAGGAACCUGGGCUUGCUGAAACAAUUGUUGGUACAGCAGCUUGGAUUUUCUGAGAAGGGGACCCUUGGAGACUGGCAGCGCUUUCCCAGGUUUAGGACCGUUUCUCAAGAAGCCCAGACAGAGAGUGGAAGUGAGCCUGGACUACAGCACUCUGACAGUAACAAAUUUCACCAGCCUGGAAUAGACAGAAUGCUUCCGAGAACCGGAAUGAAUGAGUCCACAGCUAGUUAUGGCCUCCGGACUUCAGCCGAAUCGCUAGUUCCAGGAGACGUCAUGCAGCUGACGGCGAGAGACCCCAGAUCAAGUAGUAACUUAGCAAUAGACCGCAUGAGUAUGAAUCUGGAGGUCUCAAGCACAGAGCUGGAAGGGAUGAGUGCUGAUGAAAGUGGGGAGCAUUUUUUUGAUGCUCGAGAAGCUCACAGUGAUGAAAAUCCAUCUGAAAGUGAACUAAUGGAAAGGAAGGAGGAAGAAGAUGUGCAAAUACGGAUCUCAGGAAAUUAUUUGAUCCUUGAUGGAUAUGAACCAGUGCAGGAGAGCUCCACAGAUGAGGAGGUAUCAUCUCUAGUUCACCAGUGCGCUGCAGGUGGCCGCACCUCUUUGGACUCUGCACAGCAGCAGCCACUUUCCCCACGGGACACCCAGUCGGAUGGAGGAAGCUCUCCGUUUGCUGAGGAGAUGAUGGCCUCACGCUGGGGGGGAGUGGUGGAAGAGCCCUGCUCAUUUGUAGCAAGCCCUCACUUCUCUAUAGAGUCACGUGUGCAGAUGAUGCAGUAUAUUCAGAAGAUAGAGGAUGACCUUGAAAAGUUAAAGGAGGUUGAGGAAGACUACACCAUUCUCCGACGCCAAGGGCUGGCUGGAUCAGCCUCCACAGGAGAGCACUCAGAGUAAAGCUAGUCAUGUUUUCAGGAGUGGCUGAAGACUGGAUGAAGAGUGGCAGGACACAACACCCACUGUCUUCAUUUUGGACUCUGAGACAAGAGGGCUUGAAUCCAAACAUGAACCAUAUUCUAGCAAAGUGGGCAUGGCGUGUUUUUUCUGUGGGACAUCUGCACUAUCUUGUCAGUGAGGGAGUCUAUUCUGCUCCUCUCCUUGCUACCAGAAAUUCAUUUUUCAGAACAGAAAAACCAAACCAAAUGUACAGAGCUUUGGGUGUAGGAUAUAAAAAUGUAUUUAGACAUUUAAAAAAAAAAAAUCAAUGUAUUUAUUUGACUUCAUUCCGUGUAUCAAAAGCACAUUUUAAUUUUUUAA
Messenger RNA from Balearica regulorum gibbericeps (East African grey crowned-crane), 4950 nucleotides. It is a transcript of the gene ARHGEF12, whose product is annotated as Rho guanine nucleotide exchange factor 12. Lineage: Eukaryota; Metazoa; Chordata; Aves; Gruiformes; Gruidae. The record is from RefSeq and is a predicted model, not a curated record. Gene Ontology annotation, molecular function: GTPase activator activity; guanyl-nucleotide exchange factor activity; G protein-coupled receptor binding. Gene Ontology annotation, cellular component: cytoplasm. Gene Ontology annotation, biological process: Rho protein signal transduction; G protein-coupled receptor signaling pathway.